This is a messenger RNA of Eleginops maclovinus (Patagonian blennie), 6064 nucleotides long. It is a transcript of the gene mcf2la, whose product is annotated as mcf.2 cell line derived transforming sequence-like a. The transcript has 32 exons. Gene Ontology annotation, biological process: positive regulation of Rho protein signal transduction; intracellular signal transduction. NCBI's taxonomy places the organism in Eukaryota, Metazoa, Chordata, Actinopteri, Perciformes, Eleginopidae. The record is from RefSeq and is a predicted model, not a curated record. The coding region runs from base 26 to 3547 and encodes 1173 amino acids. Gene Ontology annotation, molecular function: protein binding; guanyl-nucleotide exchange factor activity. Gene Ontology annotation, cellular component: cytoplasm.
CUAAUAGCAUGAAACCUUUGGAGAUAUGACGAUGUCUCUUUUUGAGUUAAUUCAAGUGAGCCAGGAGCUGUUGAGCGGACUGCUUCACAAUGUGUUUGUGUCUCUCAGUCUGUUGACCCGACACACGCACAGCUGCAGAUCUACAGAUGACAUCCUGCAGAGUCAGGAUGGUGCUCUGUGUGCAGCGGAAAUCGGCUCUGAACUCCAGAAACAGUUUGCCAUCCUACCAGGGGGCCGCGGGAUGAACGGUAACCCCAUCAUCGUCUUGCCAGAAUUCCCAGACUUCAACGAGCUGGAGGAGGAGGAAGUCCAAAAUGUCCUCAGCUACCUCAGCAGCGUCCCCAGCGUUGCAGCAUCAGGAGUCGGUUUCAUCCUGGUUAUCGACAGGCGACUGGACCGAUGGGCUGCCGUCAGGGCUACCCUGCUCCGCAUCGCAGGUUCAUUUCCAGGGAACUUACACUUGGUUCUGGUGUUGCGUCCGACUACUUUGCUCCAGAGGACUCUGUCAGACUUCCUGUUCAAGUACAACAGGGAUGAGUUCAAAAUGAAGGUGGUGAUGCUGAGUUCAGUGACUGAGCUCCAUGCUUAUAUCGACCCGGGACAACUGACCACAGAUCUGGGAGGAACGCAGGAGUACUGCCAUGACAGCUGGAUCUCACACCGCACUGCAAUCGAGGCCUUCGCUCUCAUGGUGAAGACCACGGCGCAGACUCUGCAGGCCUUUGGCACUGAGCUCGCAGAGACUGAACUACCCAACGAUACGGAGGCCACCACCACCCUUCUGCACACACACACUCUGAAGAAGGAUGAGAUGAAGGAGGACCUACAGGUGGCGUUGUCUCAAGGCAGACGCCUGCUGGAGUGUAUAAACGAGCCUCUGCAGACGGACCCUGAAUACAGCAUGACCUACGAUGAACUGGAAAACUUAGCGACUGUACAGAGACUCCUGGGUCAGCUGGACGAGACAGAGACGGCCUUCGAUGACUUCUGGGAGCGCCACCGCACCAAGCUGGAGCAGUGCUUACAGCUGCGGCACUUUGAGAAGCACUUCCGUGAAGUGCGCGCUCAGCUUGACGUGACAUCGGAGCGGCUGUCUGGUUUCUCUGAAGUCAGCGUAAGCCCCGCCCACGCUGAGCACGUCCUCCGAGAGCUCAGCGGACAUGAGGACAAAGCCUGUGACGCUCUAGAUAACGCGCUGUCCCUGGCCGGUGAAGGUGACCGGCUGAUAGAAAACUCCCACUAUGCCGAGGACUCCAUCAGGCCGAAGUGCAGCGAGCUGAGAGGAGUGUGUGACGAGAUCAGCUCCACCCUGAGGAGCAAGAAGAGCCUGCUGCUCAGAGCCAUGGAGCUGCACCACGCUCUGGAGAAGGCGUCACGGUGGUGUGAGGAGGGCAUCUUCCUGUUGGCCAGCCAGCCUGUGGACCGCUGUCAGUCUCAGGACGGAGCUGAGGCUGCUUUACAAGAACUGGAGCGGUACCUGGACACCGGGUCGCUGCACACUCUCUCUGACCGCAGCGCCAUCUGCUGCCAGUACGAGGCGGUGAUCACCACUCAGCUCAGGGAUCAGGUAGAGAAAGUGUUCCAGAAGCAGAGCUCCGUCCAGGAGAUGUUUGAAAAGAGACGCGUCAGCUUGAAGAAACUCGCCGCCAAACAGACCAGACCAGUCCAGCCAGUAGCUCCCAGACCUGAAGUCAAGUCCCCCCUCUCCUCUCCCAAUCAACAGAGAAAAGAGAGGAGAUACUCGGCUGAUAAUGCCAUCUGCAAAAGGGUGGAGUCUCCCAUACAUAACGGUGGAACUAGACAUGCUUCCCUGUCAGAAGAAGAGGAAAACCUGGCAGUGCUUCGGCGCCAUGUGAUGAAUGAGCUGCUGGAGACGGAGAGAGCUUAUGUGGAGGAGCUGCUGUGCGUGCUGGAGGGUUAUGCAGCGGAGAUGGACAACCCUGCCAUGGCUCACCUGAUCCCCAGCACCCUGCUGAGCAAGAAGGUCGUCCUGUUUGGAAACAUGUCUGAAAUCUACCAGUUUCACAAGAGGACGUUUCUAAAGGAACUAGAAGCGUUCACCGACUGCCCAGAGCUAGUGGGCCGCUGCUUUUUAGAGAGGAUGAAGGACCUUCAGAUCUACGAGGCGUACUGUCAGAAUAAACCUCGAUCUGAGAGCUUGUGGAGACAGUGCUCCGACUGUGCCUUCUUCCAGGAGUGCCAGAAGAAGCUGGAACAUAAACUUGGUUUGGACUCCUACCUCCUUAAACCUGUCCAGAGAAUCACCAAGUACCAGCUCCUGCUGAAGGAAAUGCUGAAGUACAGUAAGGGUUGUGACGGCUGUGGUGACCUGCAGGAGGCGCUCUCCUCCAUCCUGGGGAUCCUGAAGGCUGUGAACGACUCCAUGCACCUCAUCGCCAUCACAGGAUACGAGGGUAACCUGUCAGAUCUGGGUCGUCUGCUGAUGCAGGGCUCCUUCAGUGUGUGGACGGAGCAUAAAAAAGGUCACGCCAAGGUCAAAGAUCUGGCCCGGUUCAAGCCCAUGCAGCGGCACCUGUUCCUGCACCAGAAGGCCCUGCUGUUCUGCAAGAGGAGGGAGGAGAACGGGGAGGGCUACGAGAAAGCUCCGUCGUACAGCUUCAAACACUCCCUCAGUGUGGGCUUCACAGAGAACGCUAAAGGAGACAACAAGAAGUUUGAGAUCUGGUGCAACUCCAGAGAUGAGGUUUUUAUAGUCCAGGCUCCAAAUCCAGAGAUUAAAACGUCGUGGGUGAACGAGAUUCGCAAAGUUCUGACGCAGCAGCUGAAAGCCUGCAGAGAUGCCAGUCAGCAGAAGAGCUCAGACUCCGUUUUCCCCAGUCCCACCAGCAACAACACCUCCAUCUCCCUCAGUCCCUUUCGUAGUAGUGGUCAGAAAAACCCGAAGAAGACAGAGGAGAAGAAGGCGGAGGCGAACACGAUGUCUGACUCCUCUUCUUCACCCAAACACAAAGAUGAACCAGUGACCAGUCCGACCACUGACAGGUCUGCAGUGGCUAAAAAGCGUUUUACUUUGCCGGGCUUCAGCAAUCUCAAUAGUCCCAAAGGCUCGGCCAUGAGCCCCGAGCAUGGCUCCAAACGCCACUUGGUCAAGAGUGACCCCACACCGUUUGGGUUUAAAGGCUGGAACAAGGCGUCUCUCUCGGUGGAUGCCUCAGAAGAGAACAAUGGGUACUCGAGUAGCGAGGACCCCAUGAACUCUGACCCCGAGGACGACGUAGGAAAGAAGCUGGCUCCUGGAAAGUAUACAGUGUUUGCCGACUGCGAGAAGGCGGGACCUCAAGAGCUGUCAGUGAAGAGUGGAGACAUGGUCCAGCUGAUCAGAGAAGGAGAGGAGGGGCAGUGGUUUGUGAAGAACCUCCGCAGCAGUAGGGAGGGCUGGGUCGCAGCAGCAAACCUCCUCAGCCUCAUCUCAGAGUCCAAGUCCUCUCAGUCGCUCAGCAGCUCAGAUGGCAGCGUCUCCGGGAACAUCAGCACGUCCUCCAGCUGCAGCGAGACCUACACCAGCUUCUCCGACAUCAAACCCUGACCUGGAUCCAUCAAGGAACAACGUCCGUGUGGAUUUACAAAAAACAAAUCACAGAGACCAUCCACGUCACAGUUUGAGGAUCCAACUAUAAAUCAAUCAUCUCUGAAGCUGCGGAUGUUGCCAGUGUUUUAGCUGAGUCAUCAACACCCAUCUCAAUUUACAUUAAUUCACCUUUAAAGUUAUUAACAUGUUAGGUGUGUUCACAGUGGCAGAUCAUUUACAUAUCAGGGAAACGUCAGGCCUUCUUUAAAAAUCACAUCACUGUCAACUACAGAUAGAAGUGUUCAGUCUAUUAUUCAACCCAUUUGAUUAUGUAGCAUUUAAGCGGUCAAAUUUAAAGAAUAUGUGCACUAAAAGAAACCCCCUCAACAUCACAGCAUAGGGACAGAUUCUUGUGUGAAACAGCGACAGGUAUAGACGCUAUCAGACCGGCCUUUCACCCCAUGCUUUAGUGUCAGACAUUAAUCGCACACUGUGAAAACUGGCAGCUGGCUGCAACAAGAAAAAAGCUUUUGGUGCGUGGUGGAGCAGCUCACACCUUCAGGAUGACUUACUGGAAGUCUGGUCACCUUUUUUUGUACGGGAGGUCACAGUGUCUGGCGGGUCCGGGGUGUUAAAUAUUCAACAGUGCUGUGUUCCUCCCAUGUCGUCCAUACGAGCUUCCCUGGUUCCACCUAUUAAGGUAUAUAAUUCAUCACCUGGUGAAUGUCCCCCACAGCGCCACCCGGUGGGCAGAUGUCAUGCAGCUACACAUAGAAUCACUUAACAGAGCGGCAGCUUUGAACAACUUUUAAAACCUCUUUUUCUUUUUCCUAGAGUGAUUGUCUAAAUCGCCUGUACACUGCUCUGGGUUAUCGUCUCAGGAAGGUGUGUGGGCAGGCAGGUGUGACUGCAUACCUGUGUGUCUACUAUAUGUCUUUGUGUGUGAGUGUGUGUGCAUUCCCGCAUAUGUGUGUGUGCUUCAAAAAACAAAUCCAAACUGGCUAUUUAGUCGCAGACAGCAGCUGGGUCACUGGCUACACUUUAAGAUAUUUUAGCUCCGUUACUCACUAUUUAACCUGCUGGGUUAGUUUCUCGUUGGGCAGAGUUAAUUUGAAACCAUUGAAGGGAGUGCUUGGAUAGAAAAGUCAAUAUACUGUGCACACAAAUACUGUGUCAUGGCCUCUGCGCUCACCUAUCUUUGGUUUGCACUGCAGCAACAAAAGCAGCUUUGUCCCUCCCUCUGCUCCCAGCCCUACUAAGGCAUGUGACAGCAGCCACCUCUCCUCAAGCAGGCCUAACCCGGAGAGUUUUCUCAAUGUGUUUGCACCGCAUGUCCUGCAUCAGAAUGUGAUUUACUUAUGAUGAUGUAGCAAGGUAAUCGAAUAACAAGGUGCAUCACGUUUGGAUGUUUUGAGUAGGCUGAUUUAGCCCUGUAGUGGGAACCAGGAUACAGGUUGAUAACACAUCUCUGACAACCAGCUGCUGUGACACACACACACACACACACACACACACACACACACACACACACACACACACACACACACACACACACACACACACACACACACACACACACACACAGACAAAGAACCUGUGCUAUUCUGAACACUGAAUGACACCUUUUUUCUUACAUGGUUUUUCAAAGGUGUUUUUUUAUAACCCCAGAUUUCUACUGUAUCAACAAGGCGCACUGUAAAACAAUCUUUCCAUAUUUACUGUCGAAUGUGUUGUUCAAAACAGAAAAAGUGCAGCAUGCGGUUACACUAAAAACCAGCCCCACCCAUUUAAUACUUAAAAAAUGGGUUGUAUUUGUCCGCCACUGUCUUAACACCACUGUGGUUUUGUUAAAUUCGAACCUGAUUUGAGCAUUUUUGCUGAAAACCCCUUUUAUACGCAUGUCCUCCCUGUGAAAGGAACGAUUUUGCCCCAGAGAAAGGACGCUUAAAGAUAAACCAGAGAGUAAACUGUGGCUGGCAUUUGGUGUGGAUCCAUGUCGGUUUCGUAAGAGUGGGAAAUCUAUGUUACACUUGUACAGAUGUGUCCUCUAUACCUCACCCUUGUUUCCCUCGAGAGCAUGUACAUUGUGAAGAGGAUCAUGGUUUUAUGAGUCUGUGCAUCAUCUCUCUCUGUGGCAUGUUCUUCAUACACCUCUCACGUCAAAGCCCUGAACAAGGCAAGUAUUUUUUACCAGGCACUGUUGUAUUUUGUGAGAGUUUAUUUUCUGCCCUCAUAAAGCUGACACGGGCACUAAACUUGUCAGCGCUCUAUCAUGAUCACUCAAUAAAGUUAUUGAAUGAUUUGUACUUUUUGACUCGGAGGCCGGGGAGACGAGAAGGGUUAUAUUUUUUUGUUUCUUUUUAUGCAGCACAUUGCAGCAACCACUGUCUUUAUUUUCCUAUUGUAUCUACUGAGUAUGGUGUUGAUAUAAAGAUAUUAUAAUGAGACAUAUCCGUGUAUAUUUGUAAAUAUGUAAUUCUGAAUUGUAUGUAAUAUGAAAAGCAGCUUUAAUAAAGUCUGAGAUGGUUUCCUCUA